Xiphias gladius (swordfish) is the source of this 990-nucleotide messenger RNA. RefSeq names its product ABI family, member 3b (gene abi3b). Gene Ontology annotation, molecular function: SH3 domain binding. The transcript has 4 exons. The record is from RefSeq and is a predicted model, not a curated record. NCBI's taxonomy places the organism in Eukaryota, Metazoa, Chordata, Actinopteri, Istiophoriformes, Xiphiidae. Gene Ontology annotation, cellular component: lamellipodium.
AUGGGAGAAAUGACGGAGCAAAAGAACUUUUCUGAAGUUAUUACUCAGAUAUUGCAAGCGGGACCAGAUGCCAGAAAACAUCUGGUUGAUAACCAAAGCAACCUCCUCCGAGUCGCAGAUUACUGCGAAAACAAUUUCCUUCAGGCAGAGGACUCAAGCAAGGCCGUCGAGGAAGCCAAGGCUUUGGCUGCCCAGGCACUGGCCAGUGUGACCUACCAGAUCAACAGUCUGGCCAGCACCGUGCUGAGACUGCUGGACUCACAGGCCAUGCAGAUUAAAGCUAUGGAGUCCUCUGUCAACCUGCUGUCACUGGCUGCUGCUAUCCACUUCGAGAAGGUAGCGAGGAGAGAAAUUGGUGUGUUCACUACUCCCAAAAACAGGAGUCGCUCCAAGCUUAUGGCCCCGCCGCCUUCAGGCAAGGAGCCAGAGAAAGGCUACUCAAGAGUGCCAAUAUCAUAUUCCAUCUUGGACUCCACUGGACACUGUUUUCAGAUCCAGUUUUGGCAUCGCUGUGCCUCCGCCAUCAGUCCCCACCUUGCGAAGUGUCACCAACCCCACCAGCGACAGCCUGCCUCCCCCUCCUCCGCCUACUGCUGACCUGGACCCCACUGGGCCUGCUCCUCCACCCCCACCACCUCCCCCUUCCUUCAUGGACAAUGGCCUCCUUCCUCUGCCCUCCUUGACCUCACCCACAUGUCUCCCCCCGCCUCCCCCUCCGCCGACUAUCAGUCUGUCAAACGACAUCUACCCGCCUCCACCUCCUUCAGACGCGGGAGGUGCCCCUCUUCCUCCUCCGCCCCCACCUCCACCAUUAUCAGGAGCUAGUCCUCUUCCCCCUCCUCCUCCACCCCCACCAGUGUCAGGAGCUGUGCCACCUCCUCCUCAACCACCACUUAAUAUUGGCACCUCUGGUAUUGUGCCACCACCACCUCCACCUCCACCUCCCCCUCUUCUACAUUAAUGAACCAUAUAGUUCAUGUUACUGGAUGA